Molecule: messenger RNA, 3356 nt
Organism: Galeopterus variegatus (Sunda flying lemur)
Lineage: Eukaryota; Metazoa; Chordata; Mammalia; Dermoptera; Cynocephalidae
Gene: GPR180
Product: G protein-coupled receptor 180
Exons: 9
Coding region: 326-1648 (440 amino acids)
Biological process (GO): response to pheromone; G protein-coupled receptor signaling pathway
Source: RefSeq, a predicted model, not a curated record
AGUGGCACGUCGCGCAGGGAAACUAAGAGAGCGAUAAUUUUUACGUAACCUGAAGCAACAUCCUCCCGAUUCCCCACACAAAAAGGCGGGAACUAGUCAUGGCAGGGGAGUGACGGGACGCGCGGAGCUACACGUCCCGCCCACCUCGGCCUCUGAUUGGUGAACACUCUUGGCUCGUGGCGGAGGGGCCCGCCUCAUUGGUUGUCGUCUCUCGGAGGAGACGGACCGCGGCGCCGGCCGCCUCCACUCGCUCCUGCUGCCGACGUGGGGCUGGCAGCCGCAGGCGGUGAGGGCCCCGGGCGUCGGUGCAGAGCUGGAGGCGGGGAUGGGGGGGCUGCGGUUACUGGCGGUGGCCCUCACGUGUUGUUGGUGGCCGCAGGGCAGCCAGGGUAAGACCCUACGGGGCAGUUUCAGCAGCGCCGCGGCCCGAGACGCUCAGGGCCAGAGCAUCGGCCACUUCCAGUUCCACGGUGACCGUGCUCUUCUGUGUGUCAGAAUCAACAACAUAGCAGCAGCUGUUGGAAAAGAAGCUAAACUCUACCUGUUCCAAGCCCAGGAAUGGCUAGAGCUUCAGGAAAGCAGUCAUGGUUAUACUUGUAGUGAAAAAUUAUCCAAAGCUCAGCUGACAUUGCCCGUGAACCAGACUGAACAUAAUCUGACAGUGUCCCAGAUUCCGUCUCCACAAACGUGGCAUGUGUUUUAUGCAGACAAGUAUACAUGCAGCGAUGAGAGGGAGAAUUCUCAGGUGGAAGAUAUCCCAUUUGAAAUGGUGUUACUAAACCCAGAUGCUGAAGGGAAUCCGUUUGAUCAUUUUAGUGCUGGAGAAUCUGGGUUACAUGAGUUCUUUUUCCUCCUAGUCCUAGUGUACUUUGUGAUUGCUUGCGUUUAUGCUCAAUCAUUGUGGCAGGCUAUUAAGAAAGGAGGACCCAUGCACAUGAUUUUAAAGGUUCUGACAACUGCAUUGCUGUUACAAGCUGGUUCAGCCUUAGCUAAUUACAUUCAUUUCUCCAGUUACUCCAAAGAUGGAAUAGGAGUACCUUUUAUGGGAAGUUUGGCAGAAUUUUUUGACAUUGCUUCCCAAAUUCAGAUGUUAUACCUACUUCUGAGUCUAUGCAUGGGUUGGACAAUUGUCAGAAUGAAGAAGUCUCAAAGCAGACCUCUCCAGUGGGAUUCUACACCUGCAUCCACUGGCAUUGCAGUAUUCAUUGUCAUAACGCAGAGUAUUUUGCUACUUUGGGAGCAGUUUGAAGAUACCAGUCAUCGUAGCUACCAUUCACACCACAACUUAGCAGGGAUCCUUCUGAUCGUUUUAAGAAUUUGCCUAGCAUUGUCAUUAAGCUGUGGACUCUAUCAGAUUAUCACAAUGGAGAGAAGUACACUCAAAAGGGAGUUCUACAUCACAUUUGCCAAAGGCUGUAUCUUGUGGUUUUUAUGUCAUCCAGGUCUUGCAUGCAUUUCUAUCAUAUUUAGUGACUAUCAAAGAGAUAAGGUUAUUACAAUAGGUGUUAUCCUUUGCCAGUCUGUUUCCAUGGUUAUUCUCUACAGACUCUUUCUAUCCCACAGUCUAUACUGGGAAGUUUCUUCACUUUCCUCAGUAACGCUACCACUGACCAUAUCAUCUGGACACAAAAGUCGACUUCAUUUUUGAUGCUUGAUUUUUGUUGAAAGGAAAAGUGAAUUGGUUAAAAGUGCAAUAACGAUCCAAAUAUAGUGACUUUCUUUUUCAUACGUUUGAUAUGAAAAAUUGAACAGUGAAAGCAGAGUGUGUUAUUUAUAUAACUGCAUUUAAGCAGUACCAAAACUGAGAAAAGGUAAUAAAUGGAAUGUUUUGAAAUAUACUUAAACAAUAAACUUUCAAGAAAGAGUGUUGUUAUAAGGUGAUUGAAGCAAUUACCAUACAGAAAUAAAUGUGAAAAAGAAUUAUAUGAUAUUUUGGUAAGAUAUUUAAUUCACCACUUAAAAUGCCUCAUUUUAUAUCAAUAGCUAACUCAGGUUUGGUAGUCUUAUAAAAAGUAAUCAGUUAAAUGAUUACUUGUUUAUACAUAUCUAAACUAGUCUGGUUAUGAAAUCAGUGUAAUGCACUGAUUUUAAAAACUGCUGCUUUUUUUAAGGAAAAUGCAUUUCAUAUUGGAGUUUAAAGGACUUGAAAACGAAAUUACUUCAGGAAAUGAAUAUAAAAUAUAUUCGCAGUUAAGUAAAUAAGCUUUUGUUUAUUUGUGGGUGGGAGAUUAUUCUCUAAUUUUUCCUAUCAUUUUUGGCUCCAGUUCAGGUUUUAGCUUGAUUAGCGAAGGGUUUUUGCCAAAUAGUUUAUGAAAAAUAAAAUUUAGACACAUCGCAUGGGUUGUAAGGCAAAGGAUUUUAAAAUCUGAACACUUAGGUAAAGGGAAAAGCAGGUUUAUAUGUCUAAAAAGAAAAAAGGAAAAGGUACUAUGUGAUAUGGUACUAAAGUUUUAAUCCCGAUAUAAUUCAUUUCUCUUACAUUGAACCCCCAAUCAUAAUUAAGCCAUAUACACAGAUUAAAUUAACAGAAGCAUUUCACAUAAAUGUUGGUUUCAGUCAUCAACUACCCAUGAAUUCUUGCCCAAGGAUACUUAAUCAGGAUUAAAUUUUCUAUGAAUAAUUGAAAAACAAAAUACUCACUGGAUUUGUUAUAAUCCGUGUUGGCACUGGAUUCUAAGUAGUUGCCAUCUUGAAUCCUUUGUAAUAAAGCCAUACUUUUGCAUGUGCAUGAUGCCCCAUUAUUGAGUGUGUUAGCUAAAAAAUACUCUUAUCAAGUGCCUGUUUAAAGAAUUGCUAAAUGGUUGUCAACAGCUGUUUAAAAUGAGAAUUCCCAUUAUAGUCACUGAUGGAAAUUAUUCUGUUGCUAUUUGUCAGGUUGUUUAGGCCUUUUCAUUUUUACCUCUGGCUUAUUUAAAAAAUAUCUGUCUACUUAUUACAUUUUUAAGCACUGAUCUGGUAAUUAAACUUUUUAAUUAAAUAGUUAAAGUAAGGUAGUGUAACUUAAAAAUAUCUGUGUCCAUGUCUUUGUUUUUCCCUUUUACCUAGUCUCAUUGGAAGUGAAUAGUAUUCUGCUCCAUUUAAAAGCAAAAUAUAUGUUUGUGACUAGCAAAAUGGCAAAGUAAGAGUUCAGCCUGCUCGUUAAAUGAUCUCUCUAAUAUUUCUUUAUAAAUUAUUUAAUAAAUGAGAGCUACAGGUUAAGACUAGAAAGUCUAAGGUAUGUUUUAGGUUUACAUGAUCUGCUGAGGGGUCAUAACCUUUCUCUUUUACCAUGUCUGAGUAAUAACCCCAGUUAUUAUCUGUUGUGUUUAACUGAGGUGCAGAUAAUUAUGCUCAGUAAAAAAGUGAAGCCUUUUUCA